This is a messenger RNA of Lagopus leucura (white-tailed ptarmigan), 3961 nucleotides long. RefSeq names its product roundabout guidance receptor 3 (gene ROBO3). Gene Ontology annotation, molecular function: protein binding. The coding region runs from base 1 to 3885 and encodes 1294 amino acids. The transcript is spliced from 26 exons. Gene Ontology annotation, biological process: axon guidance; cell-cell adhesion. NCBI's taxonomy places the organism in Eukaryota, Metazoa, Chordata, Aves, Galliformes, Phasianidae. Gene Ontology annotation, cellular component: plasma membrane; axon. The record is from RefSeq and is a predicted model, not a curated record.
AUGCUGCGGUACCUUCUGAAGACGCUGCUGCAGAUGAACCUGUUCGCGGACUCGCUGGCGGCCGAGAUGUCCAACUCCUCCGAGCUGCUGCUCGGCAUCAACGGCAGCGAAGCCGCGCUCGACCUCCGCAACCUCACCGCCGGCAACGGCUCCCACCCGCAGCUGGAGGACUCCGCACCCCGCAUCGUGGAGCACCCCUCGGACCUGCUGGUGUCCAGGGGUGAGCCGGCCACGCUGAGCUGCAGGGCAGAGGGCCGCCCGUCUCCCACCGUGGAGUGGUACAAAGACGGAGAGCGCGUGGAGACGGACCAUGAGGACCCCCGCUCCCACCGCAUGCUGCUGCCCAGCGGCUCCCUCUUCUUCCUCCGCAUUGUGCACGGCCGCCGCAGCAAGCCUGACGAGGGCAUCUAUGUCUGCGUGGCCAGGAACUACCUGGGUGAAGCCACCAGCAGGAAUGCCUCGCUGGAGGUGGCUGUGCUGCGGGAUGACUUCCGGCAGUCCCCUGGGGACGUGGUGGUGGCAGCAGGUGAGCCGGCUGUGCUGGAGUGCAUCCCGCCCCGCGGGCACCCCGAGCCCACCGUCACCUGGAAGAAGGACGGCACCCGGCUCAGCGACAAGGAUGAGCGCAUCACGAUCCGCGGUGGGAAGCUGAUGAUGGCCACCACGCGCAAAAGCGACGCUGGCAUCUACGUCUGUGUGGCCACCAACAUGGUGGGGGAGCGGGACAGCGAGCCGGCCGAGCUGGUGGUCUUCGAGCGCCCCGCGUUCGGCAGGCGGCCACAGAACCAGGCGGUGCUGGAGGACCAGGCGGCCGAGUUCCCUUGUGAAGCACUGGGGGACCCCCCGCCCACCGCCCUCUGGCGCAGAGAGGAUGGUGAGCUGCCGGCAGGAAGGUGGGAGCUGCUGGCUGACAACACACUGAGGAUCAGUCGGGUGCGGGCAGAGGAUGAGGGAACCUACACCUGCAUGGCCGAGAACAGCGUGGGCAGGUCGGAGGCUUCGGGCACCCUCAUUGUGCGCGUGCCCCCGCAGCUCAUCACCCGGCCCCGCAACCAGACUGUGCCCCCUGGCCAGACUGUGACCUUCCAGUGUGAGACCACAGGAAAUCCUCCGCCGGCCGUGUUUUGGCAGAAGGAAGGCAGCCAGACACUGCUGUUUCCUGGGCAGUCCCCGCCGCCUGCCAGCCGCAUUUCGGUAGCAUCCAGCGGCGCCAUGACCAUCGCCGCCGUGCAGCCCACCGAUGCCGGCUAUUACCUGUGCCAAGCCAUCAGCGUGGCUGGCAGCAUCCUGGCCAAGGCACUGCUGGAGGUGGAGGCAGCGCUUGCUGAGCCCCGACCGCCAGUGAUCCGCUGGGGCCCCGCCAACCUGACGGUGCUGCCGGUGGGGGCCACAGUGCAGCUGCCCUGCUGGGCAGAGGGUGAGCCCCCACCCCAUGUGGGGUGGCUGAAGGAUGGGCGCACCGUGCUGGGCUCUGAGAGCCACGCCAGCCUGCUGGAGAAUGGCACCCUGCAGAUCAGCAACAUGCGGGUGACAGACUCAGGCCAGUAUGAGUGCGUGGCCACCAGUUCGAUGGGUGAGAUGCGCUGGAGCGGGUCCCUGCAGGUGCAAGGUGAUGGAUCUCUCCUCUCCACACCACCCCCAGAGCCUGGCAUCCUUCCAGGGCCACCCUCCACCCCGCUGGUCACCAAUGUCACCAAAAGCAGUGUCACCCUGACCUGGAAAGGGAAUGAGCAAAGCGGUGGCACUACAGUCACUUACAUUGUGGAAGCUUUCAGUGAGGCUGUGGGUGGCCCGUGGCAAACAGCGGCAGCCAAUGUGGAGGGUGAGACACACACAGUGCAAGGCCUCACCCCUGACACCACGUACCUCUUCCUGGUGCGGGCACUCAAUGCCCAUGGGCUCAGUGACCCCAGUGGCAUCUCAGAGCCCAUCCGCACCCAAGCGGACACCAGCCCCACGCCACAGGUGUCCCCAGAGCUGCGUGUGGCCGUGCACCUGCAGGAGCCCGUGGUGCUGCCGCCGGGUGCCGUGCGCCUCGCCUGGACCGUGGAGCCCCCGUCGCCCUCUGUGCAGGGAUACCAGGUGCUGUACCGGCGGCGCGGUGGGCGCUGGGAGGCGUGGGAUGUGCGGGCACCGAGCGAACGGGGGGCUCUGCUCACGGGGCUGCGCCACGGCCAGGACUACGAGGUGAAGGUGCGGCCCUUCUACCUGCACCUCCACGGCCCCGACAGUGCCGUGCGCGCCCUGCGUAUGCCCGAGGCAGCCCCCAGUGCUCCACCAAGGGCUGUCAGCGUGGCUGGAAAUGGCACCAGCGUCCGCAUCUCCUGGCAGCCUCCACCGCCAGCUGAGCAGAAUGGGGUCAUCCUCGAUUACCGAAUCUGGUGCUUGGGCAACGAGAGCCGCUUCCACAUCAAUCAGAGCGUGGAGGGGUCAGUGCUGGCCACAGUGCUGCGGGGGCUGGUGCCCGGCGUCCCCUAUCGCGCUGAGGUGGCUGCGGCCACAGGGGCAGGUGUGGGUGCUCGCAGUGCGCCCAUCUCCAUCCGCAUCGCACCCCCAGUGGAGCAGGACGUGGGGCCGGUGGGAUGGGGCAGCAUGGCAGAGCGCAUGGCCGCGGUGGCGAGGCGGCCAGCCUUCAUCGCUGGCGUCAGUGGUGCCCUCUGGCUCAUCCUCGCUGGGUUUGCAGCAUGGCUCUACAGCCGCCGCCGCCGCAGGAAAGAGCUGAGCCACUUCACAGCCUCCUUUGCCUUUGCACCCACGGGUGCAUCCAUGGGUGCUGUAGGGCCGCGUCACGGGCCCACCGCAUCCUCACUGCCACCCCCAGCUCUGUCCACACUCACCUUCCCACACACCCCAGCACCAGCACACAGCAGCCCCAGGAAUGCUCACCCAUGGCUGGCGGAUGCAUGGCGUGGUGGUGGCCUGGAUGCCACCGAGAGAUACUACAACGAGGCCGGCAUCUCCCGCUACAUCGCCCAAACGGAGCCCUUUGGGCCCGGGAAUGCUGAGGGGCCCAUCUACAGCAGCAUCGAGGCAGGGGGCGACGAGCUGCGCACCUUCCACCGGCCCUGCUCACAGCAUGGCCCUGAGACCCUGUAUGGCCACUCAGCUCCUGGGCAGCACGGGAAAAAUUUGGGGAAAGCGGUGCAGACGCCGGUGCUGAGCUGGACCGAGCUGCUGCCCCCACCACCCUCGGCCAGUGAGCUCAGCCAGUACACUGAGGAGGAGGAGGAGAAGGAGGAGCAAGAGGAGAUGGAUGAAGAAGAGGAUGGCAUAUUGGGGCUGGAGGAGCACUGUCCUUCCACUGAGGAUGGCCCCCAGCGCGCUGCCUCCUCACCUGCCACCCCCACGGGCUGCUGGGCCCCAGCUGCAACAGCCCCUAUGCCCCACGAGGACACUCGCAGCCUGCAGCGUUUCAACAGCCCCCGUUCACCCCGGAGGCCCCCGCGUGGCACUGCACCCUCACCCAGCCCCCCGCUGAGCCCCCGCAGCCCAGACACAUGCAAGGGUCCCACGCCCCGAGCCCACCGCCCCCACGGCGCAGGGAAAACACGCUCAGAGACCCCGAAGGGCCAUCCAAAGCCCAAAGGCGGCCGCUACCCUCGGGAGCAGUGGACGGGAGCAGACCUGCCGCCGCCCCCACUGCCGCCUCCGGGCGAGACCCCCUCUCCCAGCCGGGAGACGAGAGGAGCUGAGCGCAGAGCUGCCCACCGCCCGCCCCGCCAAGGUGACGUCGUCCCCUACAGCAAACCCUCCUUCCUGGCUCGCGGCUGCUCCACCGCCGGCAGCGCCUCGUCCUGCGGCUCCUCCGGCUCCCGCGGGCACGGCUCAGGGCGCAGCCCCCGCCCGGACCCCCUGGCUCCCCGCCCGCCGCAGGAGGAGCGAUAAAGCGGCGCGGGGACGGUGACACGGGGACGGGUAUGCGUGGGGUGCUCGUUCAUUUCUGUCUGUAAAUGGGUGUGCA